AUGGAUACCCACGACGUCUCCGAUGUUCCGGAGUACUUGGGAUAUCUUCGAGCACAUAAGCAAAAUCUGAAGAACGCGCAAGCCCUCAAGGGCCGUCCAGCAAAAUCCCAAAAGUCCAAAGAUGAGAUCCUGAUGCAGUUCAUGUUUCGACAAAUGAUGAAUACGAAAGCUCCCGCUAGUCCGAUGGAGAUCCGAUCUUCGUUUCUACCACCUGCCUACCCCCCAUGCCAUACUCCUUUCAGCAAGUUGAAGAAGGUUAUGAUCAAAAACCUGUGUCUUGAAACUCAUCAUAGGGAACGGUAUCUCCUCAUGAGAACGGUCACCCAGGCAGAUACGAUGACCGCCGUGAUGGCCAUCGUAGAAGAUGAAGACGGGGGUGUUCUCAUGCUGCAGCUCUACAACCAAGAGCAGGAGCUAUCGAAUGCAUACAGCCUCAGGGAGGGUACGGUGCUUGUUGUGAAAGAACCCUAUGUGAAAGUAAUGGCAGACGGAGACUACGGGAUUCGAGUGGACCAUCUCUCGGACGUCUGGUUUGUCCCCGAGUUUGACGACCUGGUUCCCUUAUCCUGGAGGAAACGUGUGACGCAGGCGGAUGAGAACGCCUCUUCUUGGAAGGCGAAAGGAACUGAGCAUUUUGAUCAGGGUGAUUAUCGUUCGGCAAUCCUAUGCUAUUCAAAGACUUUGGACGCCCACCCGUCGCCAGAAUUGGUGAUAAUAGCGCAGCUCAACCGUGCCCUUUCCUUUUUGAAAAGCUACCGCUUUGAUGCAGCGCUGAAAGAUGUGGAGCAUGUGCUGCAAGUAUCAGAGCUAUCAGAAAAAGGUCUCUUUAGGAAGGCUCAAGCCCUAUAUCAACUUCGAAGGUUCAAGGAAUCAUGUGAAAUUCACGCAAUACUUGCACAGAAGUAUCCAGAUAACACCCAGGCCGCACAUGAGUAUUCCCGAGCAUCUGCUCGGCUUGUGGAGCAGGAUAGCGGAAAAUACGAGUUCAGGAAAAUGAUACUGGAGGCCAAGAAGCGUCGGCCACCGAGGCUUGACCGCGGCACCUACAUUGGUCCUGUGACUGUCAAGCAGACUCAAUCUCAUGGGAGAGGACUCUUCACAACAGAGGCGGUGAAGGCAGGCGACCUUCUGUUCUGCGAAAAGGCAUUUGCUUACGCUUUCCACGAUGAAGAUACCUCGCAAGAUCUCUAUCUGCUACUCAAUGUCGACAUGGACAAAGCUACUAUUGGUACUCAAGCAGAGCUUAUUGAAUUGAUUGCUCAGAAGCUGCAUAAAAAUCCGUCCCUGAUACCAGACUUUGUCGAUCUCCACCAUGGCACAUACAAAUCAGUGGAUGUCCUAGAAGUGGAUGGCACACCCGUUGUAGAUACAUUCCUGGUUGAGAGAAUCAUUCUCCUGAACAGUUUCGGAUGCCCACUUUCCUCUCGCCAGAGUCACAUAGGCUGCAUGAAAGGGGAUAAUGAUACGGCCAAAAAGGCCAAUGGGCAAUUCCAUUCCUCUGGGGUCUGGUCGAUGGCAUCAUACAUUAAUCACUCUUGCGUGAGCAAUGCUCGCCGCUCUUUUAUUGGAGACAUGAUGGUCGUUCGUGCUUCAGGGGACCUGCCUCCUAACACCGAAAUUACCUUCCGGUACAAAUCACCCAUGCCCCGUGAUCCAAAAGAAUUCCCCGUCAACCUACAGCACUGGGGCUUCAAGUGCGAUUGCAUAUUAUGCCAGGAAACACGAAGUGCUAACAGCAGUGUUCUAUCAAACCGAAACAGAAUUUCGGCUGACCUCCGAAGAUUAUUUAAGACAUCCAAGAUGAACUUGCGAAAGAUUGAAGACAAAAUUUCCACCCUCGCAGCCACAUAUUCCCGACCAGCUUCUGAAGUCCCUCAUCUUACACUUGAUUCGCCAUAUCUGUCUCUCGCUGCGAUCUAUGCUUCAUCCCGAAAACUCGAAAAGAGUGUGGAAUUUGGAUUGAAGACCCUCGAGUCACUUGGCUUCGUUAUCGAAGGUGGAAAUCUUCCUCAUGUCUCAAAUGCUCCAUUGGUUGUUAAACAAUGGGGGCUGAUGAAUGAUGGCGUUGUGGGAUGCUGGAUGAUUCUGUGCUUAGCAUAUCGAGAGCUCGCCCCAACUCUCGCGUCUCAAGCUGAGAGAUAUGCCAGAGCCUCCUACAAAAUCUGCGUUGGCGAAGAUGAGACUUUUGAUAAGACAUACAGCAGGCUAUCGGAUCGGGUCGAUGGUUUUCUGACAACCGCAAAGUAA
This is a messenger RNA of Penicillium samsonianum, 2247 nucleotides long. RefSeq lists its product as uncharacterized. The transcript is spliced from 3 exons. Bases 1 to 2247 code for a protein of 748 amino acids. Gene Ontology annotation, molecular function: protein binding. The record is from RefSeq and is a predicted model, not a curated record. NCBI's taxonomy places the organism in Eukaryota, Fungi, Ascomycota, Eurotiomycetes, Eurotiales, Aspergillaceae.